This is a messenger RNA of Rhodamnia argentea, 468 nucleotides long. RefSeq lists its product as uncharacterized. The record is from RefSeq and is a predicted model, not a curated record. Bases 1 to 468 code for a protein of 155 amino acids. The transcript is spliced from 2 exons. Lineage: Eukaryota; Viridiplantae; Streptophyta; Magnoliopsida; Myrtales; Myrtaceae.
AUGGAUGCCGAAGCUGGUCUCUCUUCAAUUGCUCCACCAGUGUUCGAUGGAGAUAACUACCAGAUAUGGGCAGUACGCAUGGAGACAUACUUGGAUGCUUUGGAUCUUUGGGAAGCAGUGGAAGAAGAUUAUGAAAUCCCUACACUUCCUGCCAAUCCAACCAUGGCUCAGAUCAAAGCUCAUAAGGAGAAGAAGACAAAGAAGUCAAAGGCCAAAGCUUGCUUGUUUGCUGCAGUUUCAGCCACCAUUUUUUCUCGAAUUAUGUCUCUCAAGACGGCAAAGGAGAUAUGGGAUUUUCUCAAGUCUGAGUAUGAAGGAGAUGAGAGAAUUCGUGGGAUGCAGGUGUUGAAUCUAAUCCGUGAUUUUGAGAUGCAGAAAAUGAAGGAAACUGAGACCAUAAAGGAGUAUGCUGACAGACUUCUCGGGAUAGCCAAUCGAGUUCGGUUGCUGGGUUUGAGGCUACAAUAA